Messenger RNA from Didymodactylos carnosus, 1716 nucleotides. NCBI's taxonomy places the organism in Eukaryota, Metazoa, Rotifera, Eurotatoria, Philodinida, Philodinidae. The record is from the annotation of a GenBank genome assembly.
GCCAGCGGAAAUUAAGCUACAAAUCUAUGGGGUGUGCAUCAUGAGUGCUGUAGACUAUGGGUCAAUUGUUUACGACAGUUUGUUUACGUCUUUCUAUUCUAGGCUAGCUUCUGCGCACAGGCUAACAGCAUGUAUGAUUUUGUGUGAUUUUCAUUUAAGAGUGAUGAUCUUCUCCGUAAACUAAAGCUGCUCGAACUUGUCUCCGGUAGACGCUACUUUCGCCUUCUACACUUUUAUGAAGUGUUAUUUGACAUCUCUCCUCCAUGUAAAGUUUGUAUCAUUUCCAUGCGUCACACGAGAGCCAGUCUUCGACUAAACCAAAAUCCUUUUGCGGUGCUUGUUCCUUUAACAUCAAAGAAAAGUGUACAGGAAUCAUUCUUCUAUCUAACAGCGGACGAGUGAAACAAACUUCCGCUGCACGACAUUAGCAGUCCUGAUCCUGCUAACUCUUCCAAUGCUAUUGUUGUGUCUUUAUCAGUCUUUAAAGCUCGCCUACUCACUCAACUCUGUGCCCAAAUGUAAAUGUUUUACUGUUCUGUUGGAUGUCCUAAACAGUUCUUCUAACUUUAUUUGCUGUUUAUUGUACCUUAUUUUUUUUUUGUGCGUUCAUAUUUAGAAAGAUUUUUGGGACCAGUAUUUACAAGCCAGGGGCUUUCCUGUGUCCCUGCUUUGAUUUAAGCUAAAUAAAUAAAGCUGUAACUGUAACUGUAAACUGUGGUUAUAACAGCGAAAAAAGAUCCCAUAGGAUGUGCUGACCUGUGUGUUAGUGAAGGACUGGUCAAAAACUUAACUAGCUCUUUUUUCUCUAACUAGUCAUGGCACUAGAGACUUUUAAGACUGUUCACUAGAGAUCUGCACGGGUGCCCGUACAAAUCUCUACUAUUCACAGAUGGAGUCACCGAAACAUUUUCGUCUGCUUGAUUAUCAUAUUCCAUACAAAAUGCACUUGUUCAUUGUAUGUUUUCUUUAUUAGGCAUAUUAAGACUUGAAGGCAUAUUUGAAUUUGAAAAACAUAUCUUUCUUGUUACCGAACGUCUUCAAAAGGAUAUGUUAAAUUUUAUAAUAUCAAACCGAAAUCCAAAAGGAAGACUAGAUGAAGAUACAACAAAAUUUUUAGCAUUUCAAUUAGUAUCAGCCAUACGCUAUUUACAUGGCUAUGAUAUAGCUCAUUGUGACUUAAAACCUGAUAAUGUUUUACUCAACAUUUAUAAUGAUAUUGUUCAUUUAAAAGUGUGUGAUUUUGGUCACGCUCGAACCAUACGUGAGAACUCGAUAAGACGCACAAAAGUUGGUACACCUGCUUAUUUAGCACCGGAAGUUAGUCAUGAUGGAUUUCGACAAAUGCAUGGUUAUAAUAAAACUGUUGAUAUGUGGGCUAUUGGAGUGGUUAUAUUUGUUAGUCUAACAGGCUAUUUUCCAUUUCACGAAGAUGAAGAAAUUGUUGAUCAAUUACAGAAUAUACCAAAGUUAUUUCAAGAUGGAAUACUGACUAAAGUAUCCAAUGACGUUAAAGACCUAUUGCAAUAUCGCUUAUUAGUACCACACGCCGGUCAUCGAAUGCUAAGUUCCGGUGUUAUCUAUCAUGAUUGGUUUCAAAGUAAUGCUUUAGUUACAUCAUGUGCAAAGUUGGAAGAAUGUUUAAAAAAGAAAUGGUUAACACCAUUUUUUGAGACAAACUACGAAAACAACUAUGACGAAAUAAAUCGACUCAUAUGA